Perognathus longimembris pacificus (Pacific pocket mouse) is the source of this 1624-nucleotide messenger RNA. Its product is annotated as KIAA0513 ortholog. NCBI's taxonomy places the organism in Eukaryota, Metazoa, Chordata, Mammalia, Rodentia, Heteromyidae. Bases 240 to 1433 code for a protein of 397 amino acids. The record is from RefSeq and is a predicted model, not a curated record. The transcript has 12 exons.
CUCGGAAGGACCCGGCUGCUCGCCGAGCGGAGCGCGCAGGAACCGCAGCCGCGCGCCCGCCGGCGCUCUCCCGCCGCGGGCUCCCCAGCGGCCGUCCUUCCCCGCGAUGCCGUAGGGCCACGGAGCUGCUCCACAGGUCCUGGCCUCGGUGGCCCGCGGCGCUCGAGGCGGCAGCACCGGCCGACAGGGCAGGCGGCGGCUCUGCGGGCCCGCCCGUCCUCCUCAGCCGCCCACCCACCAUGGAAGCCCCCGAGGUCCCCGUGGGCUCGCUGAUCGACUUCGGGACUGAGCUGCCCACCUCCCCUCCCCAGGAGGCAGCUCCUCCGGCCCCGCAGGACAGGGACGGCUCCCUGGGAGACGACGCGUCCGAGAGCGAGGCCACGGAGUCCGCAGACAGCGAGAAUGACAUGGGCGAGUCGCCCUCGCACCCGUCCUGGGGCCAAGACCACCGCUCCUCCUCCAACGAGUCCUUCUCGUCCAGCCAGAGCGCCGAGUCCGCCCCGGACGCCGCCAGCCUGGCGCUCCGCGACUUCAUGCGCAGCUACGUGGAGAAGGUCUUCUCCGGAGGGGAGGACCUGGACCAGGAGGAGAAGGCCAGGUUUGGGGAGUACUGCAGCAGCGAGGACGGGAAAGGCCGCGAGUGGUUCGCGCGCUACGUCAGCGCCCAGCGCUGCAAGUCCAAGUGUGUAUCCGAGCCCACCUUCUACCGCCUGGUGCAGUCCUUCGCCGUGGUGCUGUUCGAGUGCCAUCAGAUGGAUGACUUCGGGCCCGCCAAGAACCUCAUGACCAUGUGCUUCACCUACUACCACAUCGGCAAGCCGCACCCGCUCCCGUCCGAGCCCAGGGAGAAGGCCGCCGGCAGCAUCGACUCCUACCUGAAGUCCGCCAACAGCUGGCUGGCGGAGAAGAAGGACAUUGCCGAGAGGCUGCUGAAGAACACGGAGAACAUGAAGGGCUUCUUUGGGGGGCUGGAGACCAAGCUGAAGGGACCUUCCACCAAGAAAAACGAAGAAGAUGAGAACAAACCCAAGGACAAGCAGCCCAAGGCUGAGACCGUGUACAGCCCUGAGGGUGAGCUGAAGGGGGAGAAGAUCUACCUGUACACACACCUGAAGCAGCAGCCCAUCUGGCACACGCUGAGGUUCUGGAACGCAGCCUUCUUCGACGCUGUCCAUUGCGAGAGGAGGAAGCGAUCUCCCACCACCAGGGAGAAGUGGUGCCACAUGACCCAGGAGGAGCGCGAUGACAGCCUGCGGUUCAACGAGAACAUCGCCUUCGGGCAGCUGGGCACAUUCACCCACAACAUGCUGGCCUUUGGGCUGAACAAGAAGCUGUGCAGCGACUUCCUGAAGAAGCAGGCUGUGAUCGGCAACCUGGACGAGGAACAAUACAAGCUGCUUAGCGACCACAUCGAGCAGAUGGCGGCUGAGUAGGAGGCUGCGGGCCUCCCAGAAAACCCGCAUGGCAGCGGCAGCGCCCAGCCCCCAGGGCCGCCUUCCACGUAGCGGUUAGAAGACCCCUGCCGCCCGCCCCGUCUGCCCCCACCCCUGUGCACGGCGUCCUCGGGGACCUUCUGCCCCAGCCAGCGAGCGGGCUUGUGAGAUGAGACCGAGGGGGGAGGAGG